AGGGGGUCUUGCGAGAGGCCGUGCUUUUGGUUUGAAUUGCCAUGGCCGACGACAAGUACCAGGAGCUUCUGGGCGAGCAGUUGCAGGCUCUCCAGGAGACUUUGUUGCAGGAGCACCGCAAGAGCAGCCACCGCCUGCACCAAGAGAAUCGCCGCCUCACGAGGGAAGUGACCACGCUGAACCAGAAGCUGGCGCAUAUCGAGAAGGAUGCGGGCAUUUGCUUUGUUGUACCUCCUGGUGAUGAGCAGCAGGACUCUGAGAGCGCAACCACAUCUCUAGAACAAUGCCAACUUCCAGAAGAAAGGCUGGGACGGUGGGCGCUGAUUUGCGCGAAGUUGUUGGACCACAGCCUCCUAGAGGACCUCGGGGAGCUUACGGGCGCCAGCCCAGUCCACGACGCAAGGACUGAGCAAUUGGACCUGACUAUGCGCCCAGAGUGGCACAUGUCGCUGAUGUCAUUUCGCCCCCUUGUGCAAAAGUCUAAGAUCAUGGAUGCUUCUAUAGCAGGGUCUGGGAAGAUCAAUGAUGCUGUCACUGACGACAAUUCUUGCUUGCAGCGCUUCGUGUUCGGCCCGCAAAGUCAGCAGCAGCUGGUGUGGUCAAUCAUCGCCUGCAUUUUAAUCAUUUGGGAUUUGAUCACCAUCCCGCUGGAGUUCUUCGAUGUGUCGGACUUCGUGUGGGCCCUGGACAGUAUGCACUGGUUCUCCCUCUUCUUCUGGAUGUUGGACAUGCCUUCACACCUCAUCUUCGGGCUGCAGCGGGGCGGCACGUUGGAGCUCCGGCCGAGGAUGCUGGGCAUGAUCUACUUGCGAUCCUGGUUUUGUGUGGACGUGCUGGUGGUACUGAUCGAUGCCACGCUGGUCACGUUGGAAUCUGUGGGGGCGGACCUAGGCAAUGCUCUACGCUCUGCGCGCUUCUUGCGAACCUUGCGGCUUUUGCGCUUAGUGCGCUUGGUGCGGAUCGCUAAGCUACAGCGUGAGCUUUCGCUUUUGGCCACUCGCUUUCUCUCCCUCUACGCCUUUAUGGUGAUGAAGAUCGUCUCCGCACUGCUCAUGAUGUUGGCCAUCAACCACCUCAUUGCCUGCUGCUGGUAUGGCAUAGCUUCCAGGAUACCGAGCGAGAACAACUGGCUGGUGAGCAUGGGCAUGGACCAGGCUCCUUUCUUGGACUCCUACGCUGCUUCACUGCACUGGUCGCUGACCCAGUUCACCCCCGCCACCAACAACAUUGCACCGGACAAUGCCCUGGAGAGGCUUUUUGCCAUUUUCGUGAUCCUGUUGGCCAUGGGAGUCUUCUCUUCCAUCAUCGGCUCCAUCAGCUCAGCGGUGAACUCCCUCCGCGCGGUGCGCGGGGAGAAGGUCAAACGACAGGCUAACCUACUGCAGUUCUUCGUGGAGCGAGACCUGUCCCUGGAUUUGUAUGCGAAGGUUCAAGAAGUCUUGCGCAGCGAGCGAAUGGUGGAUGUGCGACUCCAGGAGAGCGAAGUAGCCCUGGUGCAGCUCCUACCCGAGCGCUACAAGAUGCAGCUGCACGAGGAGAUUUACCUGUCGCCCAUUCUUGCCCUGGGCUUUUGGCCAGAGUGGAACUACAUGGAGGACGCUUUUUUUUACCGACAACUUUGUCAUCACGCUGUGGUGGAGCACGUGGCGAAGCGUGGGCAGGAUGCAUUCAUGCCGGCGACCCCUUGCAAUGAAGUCUAUGUCAUCCAGUCAGGCCAGAUGUCGUACACUGCUGCUGCUGCCAACCAGCCACCAGACUCUGUCUCGAGCGGCGAUAUCCUGUGCUUGCCGUGUUUCUGGGCCGAAUGGCAGCAUGUCGGGCGGCUGACAGCGAUGCACGCUGGUGGAACCUGUUAUUACUUCGGCAUCAAUGCGAACGACUUUUGCAAUCUUGCCAUGCGCUCUGGAAAGCCUCUGUACCGCUAUUUGCAGGUCUUCGGAAUUCUGCUGGUAGGCGCUUAUGAGACCAUCGAAGGUGGCGAAGUCUUGACGGACCUUUGUCUCCCACCAGAACAGCUGAAGGAGCUGGCGGGCCGGGCGGCGCGCUUCGAAACGAUCCUAUCCUCCAAAUCCGGGCCAUACGGUCAAUUCGAUCAACAGAAUCACAUGGCUGCCGCACAGUUCAUGCGUAUUAUCUCCCAGGCGACCGAGAGCCAGACAAGCCACCAAUGGCUUUAAGUGAGUCUCGGCCAUUCACAGCCUCCGUAUGAAGAGAUUUUCCGCCGGGGCCCGGGGCAAAACUCAGGUCCCGGCAUGAGUCACUGGGGAAGAUCCCGGGCUCAUGCCGCCCGAAGCUUUGCGGCCCAGAGUUCGCGGAAGCAAAGCAAAGGCGGCUGUUUCACAGCACUUGACUGGCUGGCAGCUCACAAAGCCUGACCUGAAUUCUUUAGCAUGCGCUGUUCUCAGUGCUUCGGAGCUGCCCCACCCUGUGCAAGCAGGCGAGCUUUCGAAGAACCGCUCGAGGUGUCCUCCGGGCGACCGCUUGUGCAGCUCUAAAGUUUUGCGGGCGCACCAAAUGGAGAGGCUAGGAGUAUGGGCGCAAGGAGUCCUGAGAAGUCAGACUGCUUGCGCCCGUGAACAGGAGCGCGGUACACGGGCCCAACUGAGGUUGUAAAAACACCAUUUUGAAUUUAGUUUUGGUCUCCA
This is a messenger RNA of Effrenium voratum, 2645 nucleotides long. NCBI's taxonomy places the organism in Eukaryota, Dinophyceae, Suessiales, Symbiodiniaceae. The record is from the annotation of a GenBank genome assembly.